Molecule: messenger RNA, 426 nt
Organism: Paramuricea clavata
Lineage: Eukaryota; Metazoa; Cnidaria; Anthozoa; Malacalcyonacea; Plexauridae
Source: the annotation of a GenBank genome assembly
AUGGUCGGUGACGGCGUCAACGAUGGGCCAGCUUUGGCAGCGGCUGAUGUGGGCAUUGCUAUGGCAGCAGGGGAGUCCGCAUUGGCAGUCGAGGCAGCAGGAGUGGUCAUUAUGACCAACAGCCUCUUAAAGGUGCCUGAAAUAAUUUGCCUAAGUCGAUUCUGCCGUCGUCUAAUUAUCGAGAACAUCGUGCUGGCCAUUUCACUCAAGCUUGUUUUCGUUGUGGUCGCGUUGGCGGGUAACGUCCACGUCUGGAUGGCAGUGGUUGCAGACCUGGCUGGGCUCCUUGUCGUUAUCCUGAACGGACUGAGGUCCCUGAUAUGGAAACCACCCAUAUCGAAUACCGAGACGAAUGAGGCGCCUGGGGCAUCAUGGCUACAUCAGCCAGAUGAAUAUAAGCAAGUUAAACAAGAUGAUGGACUGUGA